AUGCUCAAGCCGAGAUCGCCCAGAAAGAAGGCGGGCAAGAAGCGAGUCCGAUCCGAAUCUCCUGGCCUCGAAAUUCUUCCGGACGGACAAAACUUUGUGCCUGCAGAGACGAAGCCGAGCGAGAGGCGGAAGCAGAAGCGCGAGAAAGAGGCAGCCAAAGUCAAAGCCGAAAAGCCGGAAAGCGAGGCGGAGGAUAAGCACUCUGAGUCGUCCAGCGACGAUGAUGACAGCGAUUCGGACGCUUCGGACACUUCAACGGACGAUGUCGGUUCGUCGCCUCUCGGCAGGAUGACAGCACCUCGAAGAGCUACCAAGGUCGUCCUGCCCUGGAGUCGGAAAGCCAACAAGAAGGAAAUGCUCAAGUCUUUGGACGUUCUGACGACUCAUACUCCCAAAAGUCGGCUGGGUUCCUGUUGCAUCCAGCAGAUGGUCGAUUGUUGGCUUGGCGAUUCUGCGCAGAUUGACCUCCCUGUAUUCUUCGCCGAGAUGAGGCGAGAGUUGUUGGCUCGCAAAGUCAAGCCUCACAAGCUCAAAGGUGUCCGCGAAGGUUUUUGUCGAGGUGCGGCUGUCGAAAUUGCAGCUGGGCUGCAGCGGUGGAUCCGGGACGACGCCGCUCUUCAUGACAUCGCCGCGGAGCUUCUACUGAUUACAACAACUCGUGCGCAUGAACGGAGCGGCUCUAACCUGAUUUCUGCGGAGGAUAUCAAGUGCCGCCCGCGAAGCACGUCCAAGACUGUCACACCCAAAUCCACCGCAAGUGCACCCAACAAGAUCAGCGUCGCCUCUCCAGCGAAGGCCACCUCCGAUGCUCCAAAGGUAACUUCCAAGGGAAAACGCAAGGCCGAUGUGCUCGUGCAGGAGAGUGAUCAUGCAGACGACGGCACUGCGUCUCAUGUCCCAAAGCUGGGCUACCCCAUGCCACCCAUCACAGACUCCAAAGCUGGACCAAGCAAACGUCCACGACUGGCCACGACAGUUGUACAGAGCGCUCCCUCUCCGCCAGACUCGAACGAAUCAGCCGAACCAGCCGCACCAGCCGCCAGCUCCUUUGUACCCAGCCCGAGCAAGCGUUCGAAGCUUCCCAAGGUCAACAAGAAAAAACCAAAGGCGUCGACGGAGUCCGAUACCACAUUCGCCGCCGGUAUUCCAGCCGUGACAGCCGAUGUCCAAGGCACGAAAGAUGUUCCAGCCGGAACGACGAGAUCUGGCCUUCCCACUCCACCAAACAGCAGUCCAGUUGUUGUUACACGCAUUAAGACGAAGCAGAACGAUGGACGGAGUGAAAACAAGGACGCCUCUCGAAGCGGAUUCAAGAAGUCAAAGACUCCAGCAACAACUCGCACGAGGUCGAACGAUGCGACGACCGUCAAAGUCAAAGAGGAAGAUGUCGUUGGUAACGCAAGCGUUUCUGUUCUUUCGAGUCCGAAGAGGUCCCCCCGUGCCGCAACGUGCCCUCCGCCCGGCUCCCUCGGUGAGAAUGCUUCAGCUGUGGCCUUCGUGCCGUCGUCGAAAAAGAAAUGCUGA
Zymoseptoria tritici IPO323 is the source of this 1524-nucleotide messenger RNA. RefSeq lists its product as uncharacterized. NCBI's taxonomy places the organism in Eukaryota, Fungi, Ascomycota, Dothideomycetes, Mycosphaerellales, Mycosphaerellaceae. The transcript has a single exon. Bases 1 to 1524 code for a protein of 507 amino acids. The record is from RefSeq and is a predicted model, not a curated record.